Messenger RNA from Coniophora puteana RWD-64-598 SS2, 894 nucleotides. Its product is annotated as UbiA prenyltransferase. Gene Ontology annotation, molecular function: 4-hydroxybenzoate polyprenyltransferase activity. The transcript has 6 exons. Gene Ontology annotation, biological process: ubiquinone biosynthetic process. The record is from RefSeq and is a predicted model, not a curated record. Gene Ontology annotation, cellular component: mitochondrial inner membrane. Bases 1 to 894 code for a protein of 297 amino acids. NCBI's taxonomy places the organism in Eukaryota, Fungi, Basidiomycota, Agaricomycetes, Boletales, Coniophoraceae.
AUGAAGGUCAAGGAUGCGCUGUACGAGGAUGCUAGGCCGUACUUGGAGCUUAUGCGCGUGCACAAGCCCAUCGGGGUCUACCUCAUGUUCUGGCCCUUCGCAUGGGGCCUCACGCUCGCAGCGCGCCGGCAGCGCCUUGAUUUUCCGACGUACGUCGGUCUGUUUGGCGCGUUCUUUGCGGGGGCGUUUGUGUUGCGGAGCACGGUGUGCACGUUGAACGAUAUUAUGGACCGCGAGUUCGAUCGGAAAGUCGAGCGAUGCAAGACGCGCCCGAUCGCGAGCGGGCGGGUGUCGGUGCGCGCCGCGGUCGUGUUUUAUCUGGCGCAGAUGGGCGUCGUGCUGGGUUUGAUGGGGCUGUUGAGUCGGGGGGCGAAGGUGUGGGCGGUUGUGGGGCUACAUCACGUAUAUCCGCUGCUCAAGCGGUGGACGAACUGGCCGCAGGCUUGGCUUGGGCUGGCUAUGAACUGGGGGUUGCCGGUGGCGUGGGCUGCGGUCAAUGGGGCUCAUGUCGAGCUGAGUGUGUUUGGUGCGUUGCUCAUGGGGAGCUGGUGCUGGACAGUCCUGUACGACACAAUCUACGCCUGCCAAGACAUCCAAGACGACGCCAAAGCUGGUGUCAAGUCGACCGCGCUGCUCUUCGGCGUGUGGAUCCUCCCCAUGCUCAGGCUCUUCGCCGCCGGCCUCGUCGUAUCGCUGAUUGCGACGGGCGUCCUCGCGGGGUUUGGGGUGGCGUACUACGCGUUCGCGGUCGGAGGCGUGACAUUGCACCUCGUGUGGCAGUUUCGGAGCGUGGAUCUGGGGUCGUUGAGGAGUUGCGGGGAGAUUUUCAAGGCGAAUGUGUGGGUGGGCGGGUUGAUUUGGGCGGGAUUGUUUGGGGAGUAUGUUUUGUCUUAG